Messenger RNA from Metarhizium brunneum ARSEF 3297, 1428 nucleotides. The record is from RefSeq and is a predicted model, not a curated record. NCBI's taxonomy places the organism in Eukaryota, Fungi, Ascomycota, Sordariomycetes, Hypocreales, Clavicipitaceae.
AUGACCGCCGUCGACGCCAGCCUGUCGUCGUCUGCCCACGUCGCCGUCGCCUCGCACUUCAACCGGACCAAUGUCUCGACCUGGCCCGUCACCGCCUUCUUGGUCUGCUCCAUCACCGUCCAGCCGCUCUAUGCCAGCCUGUCCGACUGCAUCGGCCGCAAGGCCAUCUACCUGUCGUGCGCUGCGCUGUUCCUGCUCGGCAUCGGCCUGGCUGCCGCCGCGCCCUCCUGGACCUGCCUGAUUCUGGCGAGGCUCGGGUCGGUUUCGGGAGGUACCAUUGUCGACCGAUUUGGUUGGAGCUGGUUGUACAAGAUUCAGCUCCCUUUUGCCCUCGUCACUCUCGUCAUGGUGUAUUUUUUCAUACCUUGGACAAUCGAGGCAUCCGAGGAUACGAGUUCGCGUGAUGACACAACAGAAGGCCGACGUCUUCUCAGUUUGUUCGAUUGGACCGGUGCUCUUGUUCUCGUCAUCUCUCUCCUGUUGUUGGUGUUUGUUUUGGGAACCGCCGGAAACGUGCUCCCCUGGACGAACCCUUUCGUUUUGCUGGCCUUGUUUCUAUUCCCCUGUACGGUGUACGCCCUCGUUCGAGUCGAGGCAAACGCCCAGAAGCCAGUCCUUCCUCUGGUCCUGGUCCAGUUUCCUUUCAGAAACAUUAUGAUUAACGCCUUCUUCUUAUCCAUCAUUAAUUACAUUGUCAUGUAUAACGUUACAUUCUUCUUCCAAGCCGUGUUGCUCGAGACUCCAGGGCAAGCCAGCACUCACCUUGUCGCGCCAUCCAUCGCCUUCACGAUUGUCAGUGCGAUUUCUGGGGCGACGAUUGCUAGGCUUGAAACCCCCAAGCCAACGCUACGAAUCAGUCAGGUAAUGCUGCUCUGUGGUGCUGCAGGGCUCAUGGUCAUGGCAACCAUCCUUCCGAGGACCGAGACUCCGGGUGCGCUGUAUAACCUCUGUCUCGCGAUGCCGAUUCUGGGCGUCGGCAUGAUGGCUCCAAGUGCGUUGCUGCUUCUGCUCGGAAUGAGCGAUCGCAACAACCAUGCUACUCUGAAUGGUGGCUUCAUCAUGAUGAGGUCCCUGGGCGGCUUCACAGCAACGUCCAUCAGCACGACCAUUGUGCAAAACGUAUUCCAACAGACCAUGCGGCCAUUCAUGACUUCGGAAGAGAUCAAAAAGAAAAUUGACAGUGUCCGCUUGAACAUGGACAACUUGCAAACUCUAGAGGAGCCACUCCGGGCUCAAGUGGUCAACGCAUAUCGUACGGGUUUCAUCGUCCUAUUCGGGCUGGUGAUUACCCUGUCAGUUCUUAUAAUAUUUGGCUUCAUUGGCGUUUCCGACGGCCAAGUUGUGCAAGAAGCGCCAGACACCGCAGAGCCAGGCAGUGUGACGGAGAUGGAGGACCUCAUGGGGGACACGGACGACUCUGACGGCUGA